This is a messenger RNA of Populus euphratica (Euphrates poplar), 1100 nucleotides long. Its product is annotated as EPIDERMAL PATTERNING FACTOR-like protein 1. Lineage: Eukaryota; Viridiplantae; Streptophyta; Magnoliopsida; Malpighiales; Salicaceae. The transcript is spliced from 2 exons. Gene Ontology annotation, biological process: guard cell differentiation; stomatal complex development. Bases 342 to 755 code for a protein of 137 amino acids. The record is from RefSeq and is a predicted model, not a curated record.
GGGCCCUUCACUUCUGGUGUGGAUUCUCCCAAUUUGUUUUCCCCACCUGUGUUGUUCCUUUCACUCCCUGCCAGUACUCUCGCAGCAAUCACGAUGUACUCUAUCUUUCUCUAUCUCCUCCAACCACCGCUUAACCUCGCCAUUUAAUUCAUCAACUCCUACCUCUCCACUCUCAUUAAUCAUGUCUAUGAACAACAACUAACCAGAUUCGCUCCUUCCUUUGUUUCUUUAGCUGCUUAUUAUUGUGGUGACCAGGGAGAUCUGUUUCAAGAAACGAACUGCCACCUGGUUCUUAACAUCUUUGCUAGCGAUUUUGUUGCUAUGGCUACUGCUUCUUGGUCAUGAAACAUGAAAAACCUUAUUUCAAGACUAUAAUGGGUUCUUAUCACCCAUGUUUUCUGUUCAGUGCCACUGUUUUGUUACAUUUUCUGCUCCCUACGGUCUUUUGUUUUGCUCAACACGACCUGCAACCUCCAAUUGCUUCUCAUGAGGGUGCAGCAUUUGAGGAGAAGGCAAGGCUAGGUUCAACCCCACCAAGUUGCCACAACAAAUGCAAUGGUUGCCACCCUUGCAUGGCAGUUCAAGUGCCUACUCUGCCGAAUCAAAACCGACCAGCGCAGCCGGUUUCAACCAAAACUAGCAUCAUUGAUCCCUUUUUUGACCCAUAUCCUGCAGGUAAUAACAGGUACUCAAAUUAUAAGCCACUGGGUUGGAAAUGUCGCUGUGGUGACCAUUUUUACAAUCCUUUAAGCUAACUAAUUAAUUAGAGAUGGAUCAAAAUGUCGAUCAUGAUAAUCAUAAUUUCUCUCCUUAAUCUGUUUUGAAAUUGUGAUUAAAGGAGCUUCCUGGGAUUCUUUAGACACGUGACGUUGUCAGCAUUAAUCGUACAUAUUGAAACUUCCAUACAGUGUAAAAGACUUGUUCUAUCGAGUCCUUUUGGCUUUAUUAUCUGGGGUCCCGGCUAGAAGAGUUAACGUUUAGCAAGUGUAAAAACUGCCAUUAACUUGUUGACAAGCUCAGACUUUCUGUUUAACCAUUUGAGUUUGCCUUUGUUUCUUUGGUUAUUCCAUUUUUUCUGCAUUUGGGUUUGUUUCUGUCAA